AUGGACCCCUUUGAGCGACUUCCCACCGAGCUCAUAAGCAACAUUCUCCUUUUCGCAUCAGACUUCGUGGGGUUAGAAAGUCUCCUAACUGUCUCGUCCCGAGCACGUGCCGUCUUCCAUGAUCGCCCCGGUCUGUUUUUCCAAGAGCUGGUGGAAUUGAACUCAAUCGCCUCAGCUGCACCUAUUAAAACGAUUAUCCAGAAAGUCCUACUUCUCCACAACCCCUCCUUCGACUUUCACAGCCUUGAGGAAUACAUACAAUGCACAGAGAGUUUCCAUGACCAGCCCAGAAUCUAUGCCGAUGGCGCAGAAGUCUUGCAGAUGAUGCCAAUUUGCGUACAAAUCCAACGUCUUGCAUGCAAAUGUCUACAGACAAUGCAGCAGAACUUCAUUUCCGUCGUUGGUGUCUCACCGGCAGGACCUUUGUCUGGGUCUAUUCGUGCUCAAAAGGCAGCCAAGCCCUUUUCUUGGGUCGAGGAGUCCAAUAUGUACUGGGCUUUGUGGCAUUUGAGACACUAUUCCGACCUGCAUAACUAUGCAUCUCGUCGGAAUUGGCCUCCAAAUUCCAUGAAAAGACUUAAAGAAUACCAUAGAUGGAACUCGGUCGGAACCCUGACUGCUGAAGUCAUUUCCACCGUUGCCGCGGUACUAUCCGACUUGGGUUUAAGCCCAAUCUACUCCUACCCGUACCUGGGUGAACAUGAUGAGUCUAUACAGGGGGUCUGGUGGUAUCCAUCGGAAACACCGCCGCCACUUUUUCACUCCUUUGAUCUCGAAAGGAGCAUGGAUAUCACAACUUGGCCUUUGCCGCCAACACCUCCAGAUGAUAUAGUAACAGACGCGUGGCAACUUGAUGAGGGACGCUGUGGGAAAACGCCCGGCCAUAUGGAGUGGUACAAAAAUUGGGCUCGAAUCCUAGCGUAUCAAGGGCCACAUCCUAACUACACCAUGAUAAGAAUACAACCAUAUCGAAGAGUUGGUGUUUUUAUUUGGGAUUUGUGGCGCAUGUAUUCCACUGGGUUGGUACUAUGGAAUUACAGAGAGCCGCGAAUCCGAGCACCAGAUUGGGAUGCGGCCUUGGUGGAGUUGGUGGGCGUUCAGCCUGUACCUAUGGAGGAGUGGCAUGCGAGAUGGUUUGCGCUUGCCGGGGAUACGUGUUGA
Penicillium griseofulvum is the source of this 1161-nucleotide messenger RNA. RefSeq lists its product as uncharacterized. The record is from RefSeq and is a predicted model, not a curated record. NCBI's taxonomy places the organism in Eukaryota, Fungi, Ascomycota, Eurotiomycetes, Eurotiales, Aspergillaceae. The transcript has a single exon. Bases 1 to 1161 code for a protein of 386 amino acids.